GAAGCGCCGGAGGAAUACGAGAAGAUGCAGAAGAAGAAGUCUUACGACGCCGCGGCGAAGCGCAGAGACGAGGAGAGAGUCAAGCAAGGCAUCGACCCGAGCAAGAAGCACCUCAUGAUGACCGCGGAGGAAGCCGCUGUGUCGUACAAGAAGAAGCAAAAAAAGUACAAGACGGCGGUCGGCGGCGAGAUUCACAGCAAGCACAACUUGUACCAGGCGUACGAUAAGCGCACGAAGAACAUUCAGGUGAACGAGCAGGAGUACGAGACGAUGAAAAACACGGUCGGGGAGAGAGCGUUUUACGCGGACCCAGAAGUCGCGGCGUACGGCGGCGAAGGGAAGGUUGCCCCGGACGCGGUCGAUCGCAUGGUCGCCGAGCUCGAGGAGCAAAAGAGAAAGCGCCUCGACUUUUCGCGGCGCCGGAAGUACUACGAGGAGAGGGACGUUUCUCACAUCAACGACCGGAACGCGCACUUCAACAAGAAGAUCGAGCGCGCGUUCGGGGAGCACACGAAGGAGAUCAAGGCGAACCUGGAGCGCGGGACCGCGCUGCCGGAU
Molecule: messenger RNA, 558 nt
Organism: Micromonas pusilla CCMP1545
Lineage: Eukaryota; Viridiplantae; Chlorophyta; Mamiellophyceae; Mamiellales; Mamiellaceae
Exons: 1
Cellular component (GO): Prp19 complex; post-mRNA release spliceosomal complex; catalytic step 2 spliceosome
Source: RefSeq, a predicted model, not a curated record